AUGGCCGGCCCCGGCGAACCCGUCUAUGUCACCGUAUCAGCUCUCGAUGCUGGGCACCUUACUUUGCCCGAGCGACUCUUUGUCACGGACGCAGAUCCAGACAAGCGCAGCACCGUCCCGUCUCUUUCGUUUCUCAUCCAGCACCCGUCCUCCCCAGCAUCCCGACCACAAAGGUCCGUGACGAAUCUAGUCUUCGACCUGGGUGUCAAGCGAGACAUCACCGGCUAUACCCCCGCGCAACAGGAACAUAUCGCACAGCGGCAGCCUGUGACGACGGACCCGGACUGUGCUGCGAGCCUGCGUUACGGUGCCGGGGGCUCCACAGACUCGGGCAAAGUGCUGCUCGAUCCACAAAGGGAUAUCGACGUGGUCAUACUAAGCCACGUCCACUGGGACCAUGUCGGCACGCCCUCUGAUUUUGGCAGCGCCGCUUUUGCCGUUGGCUCAGGGACAUUGGACCUGCUUGCCCGAGGCGCCGGCCCGCUGUAUCCGGCCGAACUCUUCAACGCUGACGAGAUCCCGGCGUCGCGGACGGUCGAGUUCCCAGCUGUACCGCGGAGGGCCGCUGGCUACACGGAACCUCAGCACACCCCCGCCGCGCCAGACGCGCUCGCUCGCCUCCCGGCGUCGGCACGGCAUUGGUCCUGGAAGCCGCUGGCGGAUGCGUUUCCCUCCACCCUCGACUUUUUCGGCGACGGCAGCCUCCUGAUCAUUGACACGCCCGGGCACUUAUACGGUCACGUCAAUCUGCUCGCGCGUGUCGCCGAGCACCGGUACGUGUACCUUGGCGGCGACUGCUGCCACGAUCCGCGGAUCCUUCGUGGGGAAAGGGGCAUCGCCGAGUACGACGACGGUCGGGGCGGCACCCGCAGCGUGCAUGUACACACGGCAGAGGCACGCCGGGCUCUAGAUGACAUCGCCAAGUUUGUAAAGGCGCGUGGAGGCCGGGAUCAAGUCGAGGUCGUGGUGGCACAUGAUGGAGAAUGGAGAGAGCGAAAUAGGACAAGAUUCUGGCCUGGGAGACUAUAA
Messenger RNA from Thyridium curvatum, 1029 nucleotides. RefSeq lists its product as uncharacterized. NCBI's taxonomy places the organism in Eukaryota, Fungi, Ascomycota, Sordariomycetes, Thyridiales, Thyridiaceae. The transcript is spliced from 2 exons. Bases 1 to 1029 code for a protein of 342 amino acids. The record is from RefSeq and is a predicted model, not a curated record.